Messenger RNA from Myripristis murdjan (pinecone soldierfish), 2281 nucleotides. RefSeq names its product kelch-like family member 23 (gene klhl23). NCBI's taxonomy places the organism in Eukaryota, Metazoa, Chordata, Actinopteri, Holocentriformes, Holocentridae. Bases 28 to 1899 code for a protein of 623 amino acids. The transcript has 3 exons. Gene Ontology annotation, molecular function: protein binding. The record is from RefSeq and is a predicted model, not a curated record.
ACCGUCCUGAGAGCUAAAUUGAGGUUCAUGUGUUUUGGAGAGGAGCAUUGCCUUCGCUCAGAAGGACACUGCACAGUGUUAUUGUCAAACAGCGCUGUCCAUUCAUGGAAAUACGAGGAGAGAGUUACAAUGUCAGAUAAACAAGCCGAAAGCUACAGUUAUGACUUCUGUGAUCAUGACCAUCCAGCCGAGGUCCUGGAUGCUCUGAGGCAGUUCUACAUCGGUGGUUUGUUUACAGACGUGACUUUGAAAUGCGGCUCCGGGCAGGUUUUCCACUGUCACAAGGCGGUUCUGUCAGCCCGGAGCCCCUAUUUUAAAAUAAUGUUCACCGCUGAUAUGAGAGAGAGGUCCAAGAGCGUUAUCAAGCUGACCGGGAUUGACUGCGAUGUCCUGGGUGUUUUGGUGAACUACAUGUACAGCGCUCGGGUCUGCAUCACGGAGAGCAACGUGCAGAGCCUGCUGGAAGCCGCCGAUCUCCUGCAGCUAAACUCCGUGAAACAAGCAUGUGAGGAGUUUCUCGUUCGCUUCCUGGACGUGGACAACUGCCUGGGCAUGCAUGCCUUUGCCCAGCUGCACGUCUGCCCUGCCCUGGAGAGGGAGGCCCGCCGGGUCAUGCUCAGCAGGUUCAUGGAGCUCAUUCAGGAGGAAGAGUUUCUGGAGCUGGACCGGGAGAAGAUGCAAUCAGUUCUGGCUGCCCAGAGCCUCGCCGUUUGGAAGGAUGAGGUGCUGAUAGAUGCUGUGGCCAAAUGGGUCACCCAUGACUUUGAUAAUCGCGUUUAUCACGUCUCAGACCUGCUGCAUUCCAUCCAUUUUGACCUGGAUGAGAUUUACUUCAAGACUGCUGUGGAUGUGUACAGACAAUGCUUACUGAGCAGAGAGGGGAAAAUUAAAUCCACAAUCAUUCAGGCUUUAAGGACCAACUGCAAAGAGAUGUCAGUAAGUGGCAGAAAACUAUCCUCAAGCAUGUACAUCAUUGGAGGAUACUACUGGCAACCCCUUCCUGAGGUUCACAUAUGGGAUCCUAUGAGUGAUUCAUGGCUGCAAGGGAAAGAUAUGCCUGACCACACAAGAGAGAGCUAUAGUGUCAGUUUACUUGGGGCAAACAUCUACGUGACAGGAGGUUACACGACAAACACUGUCGAGGCUGUAGAUACAGUUUCAGUAUAUAACUGUGACUAUGAUGAAUGGACAGAGGGCUGCCCCAUGAUUACAGCCAGGUACUACCAUUGCUCUGUGGCUUUGCAUGGCUGCAUUUAUGCCAUUGGAGGCUACAGAGGAGGAGCUCCUGAGUCAAAGACAGAGUUUUAUGAUCCCUUAAAAAAGAAAUGGUUCCCUGUGGCCAGUAUGAUACAAGGUGUAGGAAAUGCUACUGCUUGUGUUAUGGAGGAUAAAAUCUAUGUGACUGGAGGCCACUAUGGAUACAGAGGAAGCUGCACCUAUGAGAAAAUCCAGGUCUACAGCUCAGACAUCAAUGAGUGGAGUAUAGUUACAGUAAGCCCUCAUCCAGGUAUGUGGAAAAGAAAAGGGGGAAGGAGCAUAGAUAUGCAUAAUAAUGUUUUUUUUUUUAAUCAAAUAUUUAAUGUUUCAGAGUAUGGGCUGUGCUCUGUGUCUCUCGACAACAAGCUGUAUCUGGUGGGCGGACAGACAACCAUCGCCGACUGCUAUGACACGGAGAGAAAUGAAUGGAGAUCGACAUCAGUCAUGAAGGAGAGGAGGAUGGAGUGUGGGGCUGUCGUAAUAAAUGGGUGUAUUUAUGUAACAGGAGGAUACUCCUACUCAAAAGGGACGUAUCUGCAGAGCAUUGAGAAAUAUGACCCCGCACUGGACUCUUGGGAGAUUGUAGGGACGCUUCCUACCCCAGCCAGAUCACAUGGAUGUGUUUGUGUUUACAGUGUUUAGUGUCAAUCCCUUAUCACAAAGCUUAUAUGUCUGUGGUACUUUUGUGCCAUGUUUUUUAGGAGAAUUAAUGAAUUGUAAAGUGACAAAUUUUUUACAUGGGUCAGUUUUUUGUGCUGCAUAAUUACCUUCACAGAGAUAUAAAUACAAAUGCCAAACAAUGAAUACACUAAAGAACAAUCAUGGCACCAACUCAGGGAUCACUUGAUUGUAAGUUAGACUACUUUUAUGGUGUGCAGUGGCACCAAACACUCAAAAGAGAAGGAAUAUAAGCUUUAACUAAGAAUAUCAGUAUCACUUCAGCUUGGACAUAACAAAGCCUCCGUUCAUUAUUUUGCUUUUACAAGAGCACCCUAACCUAGUAGUGCUAUUCCACCAUUUUGCC